UGGUGAGUUAGAUGUGCGCGCGUAUGAAAUUGACGUCACGUCCGAGACAACACAACAGUCAACCUAACUUACACGGGUGCGGGCUAAAUGCAUUCAAGCGAAUGUUUUUGUGUCGCGCUAAACAACAACUAAAACGCCAAUAAAUAUGAAAAUGAGACUUGCCUCUGAGACUGUGCGCGCCCACCGUUGUUGCAUUUCGUUUUGUGAAAGAAAUUUCUAAUUUCUAUCUUUCAGCAACGUUUUCGUAAAUAAGAAACUCAAAGAAACGUCGACAUAAUCCCUAAUAAUAAUAGCAGUAAAACGUCGGCUUUAGCAGUGUUAGAUAAAAGAUCAGCAUAAAAGCACAAACAAAUAAUAUAAAUUAUAAAUAAAAAAAUCCGAAAUUUCGUUAGAAAAUUUGUGAAAGAAAUCGAUAAAAAAAAUACUCCAGCUACUUUUAGCAGCGUUUUUUUUUAAUAUUUUUUUCAUAUAAUAUUACUUGUGUGUUGGUGCGUGUGCAGCGCCUGAAACCUGCCAAGUGCAAGCGUACUUGAAAAAAUUGUGAAGGAACGCAUGCGCAACCCCCAAAUGGCUGCGCUUUUGCUGUUGCAAGGGUUAAUUAAAACAUUAUCAAACGUAGCAGAAAAACAGUGAAAUAUUUUGCAGUUAAAGUGUCACAAAUCUACGGCAAAAGUAUUGCAGGCUUGCUAAACAACGUUGCAGCGUAAACAGGGACUGAAAAAAACUCAUUAAGGAUCGUACGAUUCGAACAGCCGGUUAUUAAUCUUAGCCACAAGUAAUUCAUCUAGUAUGUGUUCCCAGCAUUACUGCAGCUAAAGCGUGUACUCACUCUGUGCAACAGUAACAGCAACAGCGAUCGAUCGUUUUAAAAAAAUAAUACCAAGCCUAUACAUCCGGUUUUAGAACAUCAUUUUGGCGUUGGGCCAUGGCGAAUCACGCAACAUUCUCAUCUGCUGCAACAACAGGAAUAACUGGGUCUUGGCAGCUGUCAUUCUUGUUGAGUUUACUCAUAUGUAAUCAACUAAAGCUAUCCGCGGCUUCACAAUCCUCGUCACUGGGUGUACACAUUGUGCGUUCUCCCGAAUCAGCAGUGGCGCCCAAAGGUGAUGAGGUUGUUUUUGAGUGCGAAUUAAAUUUGGCUCCCGACCGUUUGGAAUGGCGGUUCCGUCAUACAAGCGCACGUGCCACGGACGCUAUGAACUACAAUUAUCUUCAUGGCGGCGAGGAUGGACACAAUAUUGUAAAUGAAAACCUGACAUCUCGUUUGCGUGUAUUUGUCUCGUCCGAAACUUUGGGUGAUUACCAAUGUGUGGCCUGGGUCGGAUCGGCCGCAAUUGCUUCCACACCCGCACGGCUGACACUCGUAUCCAUAAGCAUCGACAACUCGAACGGUUAUAGUCGCAAUGCAAUACGCUGGAGCGUAGCGCCGAAGAAUUGCAUAUUAAUACGUUGCGGCACAGUGAGCUCGAAUCCGCCAGCGGUGUGGAGCUUCUUCCGCAACGGCGAGAAAGUGCCACAGACCGAGGUGUUGCCCUCAGCAAAUGGUGCGCUCAUACUUAAUACAGUGUCAUCAAAAGAUUCCGGUAACUACACUUGCUCGGCAAUGAACGCCAUCACUGGCGUGGAGGUGAGAUUGCCACAACGCAUAGACUUGCGCGUCGAUUAUAUUGAUCGCACGCCGCCCUACUUUCUUAAUGUGCCAGUGUCACAAGUGACGGCGCGUCCAGGUGAAACAGCCGUACUCGAAUGCCCAGGUGUCGGUUCGCCACCACCGGAAGCCGUUUGGAGUAGCCCGAAUGUAAUUAACAUCUACAACAAUCGAACAAAAGUGUUGCCAUACGGUUUGCAGAUAUCUGAUGUGAUGCCCGAGGAUCAAGGUUCGUACGUGUGUCGCUUAGACAACGGUAUUGCGCCUGCUUUGGUGCAAAUUAUAAAAUUUAUUGUCUUGGAGGCGCCACAAAUACUGCGUGGUCCAGCAAAGACACGAACAAAUGAAGGCGAUCAACUGGAAUUGGAAUGCUCGGCAGCCGGCAAUCCUUUCCCCCAGAUCUAUUGGUUAAUUAAUGGCGAAGACACUUCUUUGGAUAACGAGACCUUUCAUGAAGACCGUCGUUUGGUUAUCCGGCAUGUACAGAAGCGCCAUGCGGGCAUCGUGCAGUGUUUUGCAAAGAACGAAGUGGGCGAGGUAAGCGACGGCAGUUACUUAGAAGUGAACCCGAAGCAAAUACAGGGCGAAGACUCAGCUCCUCUAGGCUCCGUGCCAAUACGCAUGCCUUAUGAGCACACCGGCAACAAAAACAAGGGCAAACGAAAACACAUGAAAAUACCCAACAUGAUUCCUCCCUCGCGACCCAACGUGACUCGAUUGUCCGACGAUUCGGUAAUGUUGCGCUGGUAUGUGCCAAAGAACGAGGGGCUGCCUAUACAGUUUUUCAAGGUUCAGUAUCGCAUGCUCGGUGACUCGAGCCGCAAAAUACCGCGCGAAAAUUGGCAGACCACAAACGAAGACAUACCAUACGGCAAACGCGACCGUAUUUUUGAAGGCGUAAAGAAUUUCACCUCAUCAGUUUCCGGCUUGAAACCGGACCGAUUCUACCGUUUCCGCAUUAUCGCUGUUUACUCGAACAACGACAAUAAGGAGGGCAACACUUCAGCGAAAUUCUUUUUGCAAAGUAGCGAAGCUUUAGGCCCCACCAAAGCCACACUGCCCGCGCCAGAGCUGUUGCGCGUGGAACCGCUUUCAGAGACUGCAGUUAUGAUACAUUGGACGCUGCCGGCGAAUCCAAUAAACGUGCCGGAUGGUUUUUACGCCUACUACCGGCUCGCCUCUUCAGCAGGCGAAUACCUCAAAGCGACUGUAGACGGUCAACAUACACGUAAAUUUAAGAUCGACUUGUUGGAAGCGGGUACCGCCUACGAGUUCAAGCUGCAGUCCUUUAAUGCACUAGCUGCGUCCGAGUUCAGCGCCAUAUUACAGGGCAAAACGAAGAAACUGGCAACCACACCAAUGCCUGUGCCAGCAGUCACGCCUGCAAAAACCAAGGAGAACGACAAGCCGAAAUAUCCGAUAGUGGCGGGCAUCGCCGGCUGCGGUAUACUCCUCAUCGUAGCCAUAGUCGCUGCCUUCUUAUGCAUGAAGCGACGCAGCCCGGCGACACCAGAAGAUGAAGACAAACCACAGCUAGACCACAUACAGGCCGAUUUUGUGACACCCUCAGUGCUGGGCGUGGCGGCGCAUCACAAGUCCGGUCACCGUCUCAACGGCGUCAUACCACGCAUGAACAUCACGCCCAAUCCGUUGGCGCAGGAAGCCGACAAGGCACAUCUAGGCUCGCAUCAGGGCCUGCACCACGCGCAGCCAUACCAUCCACCGCCGCCCGGCACGCCCACACUAAUGCACAAACGCGGCGACUACAUGCCACACCAUCAUCAUCAUGCCAACGCGUCGGCCGCCGGCCAACAUCCGCCGCCGGUGCCACCACACCAGAACAACAACCACAGCGGCCACCAUAACGCGCACCAUCUGUACCAGCAACACCAGCAGCAGCAUGCGCAGGCGCAAUCGCCACAGACGCCCUCCAUGGAGCAACAGCGCCGCACAUUGGAGCGCAGCGCGCGCAAUCUGCACUACACGGCGACCGCAGUGCCAGCGAAUGCGACGCAGCCACAUGACGCGGCCAUGAACAUCGAUGGCCUGCCCACGCGCAUACCGUCGCUGCGCCGCACACGACGCUCCUCCGGUAACACCAACAACAACAACGGCGGCGUUGGUAUACCCAUCGUGCCGGGCAGUCCACGCGUGCAGCGCUCGCCGAUGCCGGCGCGCGCCAUGAUGAAGCGCGGUCGGCUGGGCAGCCACAACGACAACAUGUCCUCGGGCAGUUUGAACAGUAUUGAGGUGUAGGCGGCUUCGUAUAAGUAGUGUUAAGUUCUAGUUUAGUAGGGGAGGCUAGCCAGUAUGCAACUAUCUAGACACAGACAUAGGUCUAGGGGUACCACGGUACUUCAGUGGGUAUUGUUUAAAUUUAAAAUUCGUUAUAUGUAUAACUAAGAAUAAGUCAACUGAUUGCAAUCUUGAUUGACUUAAAUUGUAAAUAUUUAUUGCUAGAACUACAUCAGAUUUUUCUAGACCAGUCUAGGAAACAGUUAGAUCUAAGCACAAUGUAUGGCAUAGGUGUAAGUAAUAUCUCGAAUAUGCAAGUAAGUAACUCGAAAAACUCGAUUAUCUGCAUACUUUUAGGCUGAGUUCCUUAUAGUGCCUUGUUAUGUAACACUUAGUAAUACCACAUAAAGACUUAACGGAACUAACUCCAAUGACAAUUGUAGUUAUAUUAGUUUUGAAUACGAAAUGACAUCCACUAGUAGUAUAACUAACUUAAACUAACUAAUUAAUUUGGCGUUAACUCCGUCCUGCAGAGCUAACAAAAAGUAAGAUAAAAUAUAUUGAACAAAAUAAAAGACUUAGAAAUCGCUAUUUGUGAGUCUAGCAGCAUGAAAGUUGAUUUAGAAAAUAUAUUUUUGAAAAAGUGCUUAAAAAUAUGCAACUUACAAAUUGUACUGUUAAUAUAAUUUUCAAUUUUCGAAGCCUACAAUUUGUCUAAAUAGAUUUUUAUUGUUUUAAAUUAUUUAAAAUAUAAUUUUUGUGCUUCCUACAGUUUUUGACUGCACUUUAUUUGUACGUACUGUGCAUUUUUAGUAUUUAUUUAUAAGUUCAAUAUUACAUACAUUUAAUUUAUUAAAAAUCGACCUUUAUUGCCUUACUUUUAUUUGAUUAAAU
Molecule: messenger RNA, 4777 nt
Organism: Bactrocera neohumeralis
Lineage: Eukaryota; Metazoa; Arthropoda; Insecta; Diptera; Tephritidae
Gene: boi
Product: interference hedgehog
Exons: 11
Coding region: 926-3904 (992 amino acids)
Biological process (GO): axon guidance; cell-cell adhesion
Cellular component (GO): axon; plasma membrane
Molecular function (GO): protein binding
Source: RefSeq, a predicted model, not a curated record